CCCUCUCGCUCUCUCGUACACGCAAACACGCCGCUUUUGUCUCUGCCUGUCCUGGCGAGCGCUCGGUCGCUUCGCCGACGCAAAACCUCCCAAGUUUGCCUUGCUUCUUGCCGCUGGUGGGGAGAAAUAGGGCAAAAAUGUUGAGGGAGAACUCAAGUUUCCUGGAAACUCUUCUCUACGACGACUUUGACUGUAAGGUUCCCAGGCAUGAGAACGAAGGAGCCAUGUAUCACUUGGCCAAUGUUAUGCUCACUCUGGGCUACAUGAGCGGCAGUGGCUUUGUGGGACUGAUAUAUAUCUUCAGUCUGUUGGCCAUCGGCUUCAUCAUCCACAGUUUGUGGGGCUGGCUGGAUGCGUGCGGGCUGGACUUCUUCAUGUGGAACCUCCUAUUCUUGCUGCUGUGUCUGGCCCAACUCGCCCACCUUGGCUACCGGCUGCGGAAAGUGACUUUCGAGGAGGACUUCAGCCAACUGUACAAAGCCAUGUUCCGGCCGCUCCAGGUGCCGCUCAGCGUCUACAAGGAGAUCGUGAGAUGCAGCGGUGUCCAGCUGGUCAACCUGGCCCGCGACCAGAACUACGCGGUGGAGGGCAAGACUGCCAUCGACCGCCUCUCGCUGCUGCUCUCGGGCAGGGUUCGUGUUUCUCAUGACCAGCAGUUUCUGCACUAUAUCUUUCCCUACCAGUUCCUCGACUCACCCGAAUGGGAAUCUCUGCGGCCUAAUGAAGAAGGCAGUUUUCAGGUGACACUGACAGCAGAAACAGACUGUUGCUACGUGACUUGGAAGAGACGGAAGUUAUACGGGCUCUUGGCCAAACACCACUACAUUGGGCGUCUAUUCACAGUCCUGCUGGGGAACGACAUUGCGGACAAACUCUACGCACUGAUUGACAAGCUGUACUGCAGGGGUGGGGUGCGUUACGACAUCCGCCUGCCUAGCCUUUAUCACGUGUUGGCACCUUCUGUUGAAUCUGAGAAGGAGAAGGCCGCAGAAAGUUCCCGUCACGACUCAUUUAAUGCGCAGGAAUCUCCCUUUAAAAAAUCGCCUCCGGAUCAAGCCGAGCUUAUUGGUGAGGAUUCAAGCAGCAUAGUUCUGGAAGACUUUGCAGAUAUGACUGGAUUAUUUAUGGAAUAUACCAGUGAGAAAGAGUACAUGAAAUAAUGAUCCAGUCAAUGUGAUAAAACCUUGUGUCUGUCUAUUCAUGUGUAUGAACAAUUCUUGGAGCAAUAUUCAUAAGAAAUGUGCUCCAUUGGCUCCGACUCAGACACCAGAACUCUGAACACCACCAAUGGGAUGAUGAAAGUGGCAUGGGAAAACAGUGAGUGAGUACAACUCAACGAACAUCUGAAGACUGGAAGAAAGGUCAUCUAUUUUCAUGCGUCUGCCUGCUUAUUUUAACGCGGCUUCACUAAUAUCCAAAAAUAAAACUACAGAUCGCACUGUUUCAGCAGCUUGCGUUUAGUGCAGCAUCUGCGGCAGUUCAGUGAGAUCACGCACUUCUAGGAUUAAAAUUAGGAUGAAAAAACGGAAUCAAAUGUUAUGGUAUCGAAGUCAUUUGAGAUAUAUCAGCCAUUAACGAGGUGGCAGAAUUCCACAAAAAAACAUUGGUAAUUUUCAUAAGUUCCGUUAAAAAUACUGGUAGCGACACCUGUGACAAUAUUAAUUUCCCUCUCAAACCAGCUGGUGGAAAUGCCUUGUAUUAGUUUCCUCAAUUUUGAUGGCGCCAAUGUAAGUAAAUACUCAGUUUAAGAGACUGUAUAGAGAAUUGCAAGUUAGACAUGACACUACAUUAUACAAAGAGCAAGUGGAAAAUGAAA
This is a messenger RNA of Leucoraja erinaceus (little skate), 1816 nucleotides long. It is a transcript of the gene popdc2, whose product is annotated as popeye domain containing 2. Gene Ontology annotation, cellular component: sarcolemma. NCBI's taxonomy places the organism in Eukaryota, Metazoa, Chordata, Chondrichthyes, Rajiformes, Rajidae. The transcript is spliced from 4 exons. The record is from RefSeq and is a predicted model, not a curated record. Bases 138 to 1160 code for a protein of 340 amino acids. Gene Ontology annotation, molecular function: cAMP binding.